Molecule: messenger RNA, 2512 nt
Organism: Onychomys torridus (southern grasshopper mouse)
Lineage: Eukaryota; Metazoa; Chordata; Mammalia; Rodentia; Cricetidae
Gene: Ihh
Product: Indian hedgehog signaling molecule
Exons: 3
Coding region: 459-1694 (411 amino acids)
Biological process (GO): multicellular organism development; smoothened signaling pathway; protein autoprocessing
Molecular function (GO): patched binding; calcium ion binding
Source: RefSeq, a predicted model, not a curated record
CUCACUCGACCCCGGGCUGCGCCGCAGACGGCAGCAGCUCCCGCUCUGCCCGAGCCGCCUGACCGCCGGGCCGGGGUGCUAACCGCGGGUCCCUCCAGCCCGCCGGCCCGGCCAGCCCAGCCCAGCCCGGCGGCCCGCAGCCUCGCCGCCCGCCGCCCCCCGCCGUCGCCGCGUUGCCAAAACAAACGGGCCGGCCUAUUUAUUGGCGGCCGACGAGCCGGGCAGCUCAGAGUCGAGGCGCCGAGGGGGACAGCACGCCGCCACCAGCCAGGGCCCCGGGCCCCCGCCCCGCACCUGAGUCCCGCCGGCCUUGAGCCGCGCCGCGCUGCCCAUGGCGCCCCCGCCUGGAGUCCCCAAGAGCCACCCAGACGCCUGAGCCCCCAAAGCUCUCCCAGCCACGAGCCCACCCAUCAGCCCACCAGGCGCCCUCGCCUGCCGCUCUCCCGGGCUACCCGGCCAUGUCUCCCGCCUGGCUCCGGCCCCGACUGCGGUUCUGUCUGCUCCUGCUGCUGCUGCUGCUGGUGCCCGCGGCGCGGGGUUGCGGGCCGGGCCGGGUGGUGGGCAGUCGCCGGAGGCCGCCUCGCAAACUCGUGCCGCUCGCUUACAAGCAGUUCAGCCCCAACGUGCCGGAGAAGACCCUGGGCGCCAGCGGGCGCUACGAAGGCAAGAUCGCGCGCAGCUCGGAGCGCUUCAAGGAGCUCACCCCCAACUACAACCCCGACAUAAUCUUCAAGGAUGAGGAGAACAGCGGGGCUGACCGCCUGAUGACCCAGCGUUGCAAGGACCGUCUGAAUUCGCUGGCUAUCUCUGUCAUGAACCAGUGGCCAGGUGUGAAGCUACGGGUGACCGAGGGCUGGGAUGAAGAUGGUCAUCAUUCAGAGGAAUCUUUACACUAUGAGGGCCGUGCAGUGGACAUCACCACCUCUGAUCGCGACCGGAAUAAGUAUGGACUGCUGGCGCGCUUGGCAGUGGAGGCCGGCUUCGACUGGGUGUAUUACGAGUCCAAGGCCCACGUGCAUUGCUCUGUCAAGUCUGAGCAUUCGGCUGCCGCCAAGACCGGUGGCUGCUUCCCUGCUGGAGCCCAGGUGCGCCUAGAGAACGGGGCACGUGUGGCCCUGUCAGCUGUGAAGCCAGGAGACCGGGUGCUGGCCAUGGGGGAGGAUGGGAACCCCACCUUCAGUGAUGUGCUCAUUUUCCUGGACCGUGAGCCAAGCAGGCUGAGAGCUUUCCAGGUCAUCGAGACCCAGGAUCCCCCACGUCGGCUGGCACUCACGCCUGCCCACCUGCUCUUUAUUGCUGACAAUCACACAGAACCAGCAGCCCACUUCCGGGCCACAUUUGCCAGCCACGUGCAGCCAGGCCAAUAUGUGCUGGUAGCAGGGGUGCCGGGCCUACAGCCUGCUCGGGUGGCAGCUGUCUCCACCCAUGUGGCCCUUGGGUCCUAUGCUCCACUCACAAGGCAUGGGACAUUGGUGGUGGAGGAUGUGGUGGCCUCCUGCUUUGCAGCUGUGGCAGACCACCACCUGGCUCAGUUGGCCUUCUGGCCCUUGCGACUGUUUCCCAGCUUGGCGUGGGGCAGCUGGACCCCAAGUGAGGGGGUUCAUUGGUACCCUCAGCUGCUCUACCGCCUGGGGCGUCUCUUGUUAGAAGAGAGCAGUUUCCAUCCACUGGGCAUGUCCGGGGCAGGAAGCUGAAAAGACUCUAACCCCUGCCCUCCUGGAACUGCUAUGCUGGGUCCAAAUGCCUCCUCACCAGGAAGGCUCUGACCUUGGAAGGCACCUGGCCUGCGGAUACUUGUCUCCAUACUCUGUCCGGAGUGGAGACACCAUUGAGACUUGACCAGGUGGUGCUGGGCCCCAUGCCCUCAUUUUGGUGUAGUGGUAGAGCUGUGAACUAAGCUGACAAGGGGUGGUAGGCUCUCUUUUUCCAGAGACCUUGAAACCCAACUAGCUCUUACUGCGAUUCUUCACAGCCCACCUCCGUGCACAGGGAGGACCCAUUCCAUCUGUCUGUGGACUGCUUACCCCAGUUUUCCUGGGGCCUGGGUUUGUGACUUCACUGUUGGCAACUGAUCACAGUAUGAAGAGAGUCUGCCCAUAGGUGGGCUUACACCUCAGUCAAUGCUGCUAGAUUCCCUAGGAGCCAGAGGGGAGCUGGCUGGACUCAUUGCCUCCCAGAACUGAAAGACCACAGCCAGCCUGGCCAGCCUGAAACAUGACCUUCUCUGAAGGCCACACUCCUGCAGAUAUAUCCCCAGACUUCACUGUCAAUGGGCAGAGUCUCUGUUCCAGGCAAUGCGACCCUAGUACCUGGCACUGGGGGAGGAGCCUGGGUGACCUUGCCACCCUUGCCCAGACUAAGCUCCCUUUUCUGCUGAACCACAACCCCACCCCCUCCUCCAGUCUGUCUCCCUCACCUUAUUUAUUUUCAUGGAGGGGGAACCCAUGGGACAAUUUUGGGAAUGUUUUGGUCUUUCCUUUCUUUUGUAAUAAAAAUUAUUUAAAUUGUUAGA